AGCAGCAACAGCAAUAGCAGCACGCAAAGUAGCCGCCAGCCGAGUGGCAACAGCAACCGCCGAGUGGCAGCGGCGUCGCACGUAGUGCGGCAACAACAACCACAUGCAAUAAAACAGCUGAUAGCGCAACAGCAGCAACAAAUAGAAACGAACACUACAACAAAGCAGCGCGCAUUAUCAGUCGGGCAACAACAGGUCUCUCAGUCUUCGUCUCCGUCGGCGCGCAAAAAAAAGCCCGCCUGCUGCCACCGCUGCAAGCAGCACAGCACUCACACACGGAUAGACGGACACACGGACAGACAGACAGAGAGAGUCGCACACCUUUGCGUUGAUUUUGGACGAAGCGACAGCGUUGACGUCGCCAGCCUGCCCUCGCUCGCUCUCCACGCUCACAUUCUCGCUCUCUCUCUCUCGCACAAAGUGCAGCUGAGCUGCCGUUUGGACGCGCCGCUGCCUGCUCCCGCUGCCCGCGGCCGUACUUGCCGCUGCUGUUUCCUCUGCCACACCACACCACACCACACACCAGCAGCCGCCAACCGCCAACCACCGCCGCCGCCUCAGUCGAAAGUCAAAAGCAACGUGUUGUGGACGCUUUUUCGUCGUCGCGUUGCGUUCGCCUUUUUUGCUGCUGCCUCCUCUCUCUCUCUCUUUCUACUCUCCCACCACCACCUCCUCCAGCCGCAGCAGCAGCAGCAGCAGCCUGCACCUCCUACCCACCUCAGCCUCAUUGCACCCACCUCCACCACCGCACCAGCACCCAACCAGCCCCAUCAUUGAGAACAACCAGCAGCUGCAAGGGGGAGCGGGCACAGGAAAACUUUCACCACGAUGUCCAGCAGCGCCGCAGCAGCGCAGCAGCAGUACAAGCUCGAUGCCAACUCCAAUGCCAUAGUGCUGCCUCUGCCGCUGCCACUGGCGCUGCCGCCAUCCCCAACACCGACGCCAACACCCGUCGACCGUGUCGAAUGGUCGCGCGCCACCAUCCUGGGCUUCAUCGAGGACUACCGGCGUCAGCGGGUGCUGUGGGACCCCAACACGAAGGGCUACCACAUUAAGCAGACGAAGUACGAGGCCCUGAAGCUGCUCAGCGAGAAGUACGGCACGGAGAUCCGCUCGAUUCGCUCCAAGAUCAAAUCACUGCGCAGCUCUUUCCACCGGGAGCAUGGCAAGGUGCUGAGCGGGCGCAACCGGGGCGUGCUUUACCAGCCCAUGUGGUUCGCCUACGAGGCCAUCCGCUUCAUUCUGGACGGAGAGCGAGACGGUGGCAGUGCGCUGGACGGCGACAUAACCGUAAUGACCGUCGAUGGAGUCCACUGCGAUCCAGACGGGGAUACAGAGACGGACGAGAAGCUGGCGCUAAUGCACAGCCUGGAUCUGGAACAGCUGACGGCUGCGGCGGCGGCCGCGGGAAAGCAGCAACAGGUUGUUGAUCAGCAACGCGAGGAGCUCGUCGCCCGCAUCGCUUUGGCCGCUGUGGCAGCGGCUGCGGAAGCGGCGAGUGCCAGGGAUCGCGACCGGGAUCUAGAGCGGGACCUCAGUCUGGACAGGGAUGUGAAUGCUGUUGGCGCCGAGGAAGAUCUCGACGAGAGCGGCGAUACUGGCGGAGGCUGCCGUCGUCCCCCCUCCUCAGCAACUGUGACACGUUCCUCCUCCGAUUUGGAUGGAGAGAAUUACUGUAGAAUCAGCGCCGAAGAUGUAAAAACAGAAAUUAUAGAGCACGAAUCAGAGAUGGGGAUGCUGGACAGACAGAGCAGUACGCCCUCGCCCAUCAACUACUACAAGCCAACGGACCUCACCUACAAUCAUCGCAAGCGCAAGGCGCUGGACGAGAAUGGUGCGGGCGUGGUCCUGGGCAUGGAGCAUGUCGUGGGGGCCCUGACACUGACGCCCAUCAAGACAUCGUCGUCGCCGGCGACGGCGCAGUCGUUAUCGCAGGGCCAGCAGAUGAACCACAGCCAGCUCGCGUUUCACGCGCUGCAGCAGCACUUAAACCACAACCACAAUUGCAACGGGCAACCGCAGCAACAUCAACAACAGCAGCAGCAGCACCAGCACCAGCACCAGCAACAGCAAAAUCAAGCGUUGCAGCAACAGCAGCAAAACCAGCAAAAACAUUCCACAAACAUGGCACAAAAACGUGAUCGUGAUCGUGAUCUCUCAGCGUUGGCAGGAGGCAACACCACCAAAAACAGCAACAACAACAGCAACAACCACAACGGUUCCAGUUGCCACACCAGCAACACAUCCUUGGACCUGCCCACGGGCACGGCCGUAACAUCGAGCAACUGCAGCUCCAGCAGCAGCGGUGCCACACCGUCAAAGCAAACCGGGCUGAGCGCCAACCAUGCGGAUGAGUACGGCGUAUUCGGGGAGUACGUGGCCAUCACAAUCCGCAAACUAAAGACCUCGAAGUCGAAGAUAGCCGUAAAGCACCUCAUAAAUAAUCUGCUUUACGAGGCGGAACUCGGUGCCUACGAUCAGGGUAUACCAUCCACCAAGGAGCCGCCGCAGCUGUAUAAGAUGCAGUAGUAGAGUGUGAACCAUAGCCAGUAGUAGUAGUAGUCCAAAUGGAGGUUGAGAAAAGAGGAUGCAGGACGAGAGGAUAGAGAGACAACGCACUAGU
Molecule: messenger RNA, 2623 nt
Organism: Drosophila miranda
Lineage: Eukaryota; Metazoa; Arthropoda; Insecta; Diptera; Drosophilidae
Gene: Dyro
Product: AF4/FMR2 family member 4
Exons: 3
Coding region: 829-2529 (566 amino acids)
Source: RefSeq, a predicted model, not a curated record